Molecule: messenger RNA, 438 nt
Organism: Aspergillus calidoustus
Lineage: Eukaryota; Fungi; Ascomycota; Eurotiomycetes; Eurotiales; Aspergillaceae
Source: the annotation of a GenBank genome assembly
AUGGUUUUGUCUUUCAUCAUAGUCCAGAAUCGCCAGGGCAAAACUCGCCUUGCGAAAUGGUAUGCGCCCUAUAGCGAUGAGGAGAAAGUAAAACUCAAAGGAGAGGUUCAUCGAUUGGUGGCCCCCCGAGACCAGAAAUACCAAUCGAACUUUGUGGAAUUCAAGCGAAGUACAAAGAUCGUAUACCGAAGAUACGCAGGCCUUUUCUUCUGCGCAUGUGUUGAUGCGACGGACAAUGAGUUGGCCUACCUCGAAGCAAUCCAUUUCUUCGUUGAGGUCUUGGAUCAAUUUUUUGGCAAUGUGUGCGAGUUAGAUCUGGUUUUCAACUUUUACAAGGUGUAUGCGAUCCUGGACGAGGUUUUCCUUGCAGGUGAAAUCGAAGAGACCAGCAAGCAAGUUGUCCUGACAAGAUUAGAGCACCUGGACAAGCUAGAGUGA